Molecule: messenger RNA, 1362 nt
Organism: Monosiga brevicollis MX1
Lineage: Eukaryota; Choanoflagellata; Craspedida; Salpingoecidae
Exons: 4
Coding region: 1-1362 (453 amino acids)
Biological process (GO): phosphate ion transmembrane transport
Cellular component (GO): membrane
Molecular function (GO): phosphate transmembrane transporter activity
Source: RefSeq, a predicted model, not a curated record
AUGGAUCGUGGUCCCGUGCCGCUGUCCACUUUGGUACACUUGCUAGCGUCGUUGGCCACAACGAGCAUGGUGUACGAUUUGGCGGAGCAGGUGGUCAACGCCGGGAUUGCUCGAGGCGAACAUCACGUGGAAACCUUGGCUGCUUUUGCGCUGGCACAUCAGCUCAUUCUUUGGAUGUGCAGCUUCACAUCGCCACUGGAGUAUGCGGGGAUGAUGCUCGUGGACAGUUGCGAGUCGCGCCGCAAGCUUCUUUAUUAUGUCUCCCUCUUUGGGCUCAGUGCCUGGAUGUUGGCGCUAACGCUGGCCCUCACGCCUUUGGGGCACCUCGUCAUCAACGACCUUCACCGGCGUUCUGAUGACGUCGCCGAUGCCACCCGGUUGGCACUGCUGUGGAUGGGCUUGUAUCCCUUCUUGGACGCCGUCGCCCGCGUGCACCGUGGCAUUCUGGUCAAGCAGACCAAGCGCAGCGACAUCAUUUGGCUCUCAAGCCUUCUUGAUAUCGGGACCCAGACGGCGACUGUCUUUUAUUACAUGCACUUCCCGCCGCAACAACCCAUCUGGCUUCCCGUCGUGGCCUUUGUGGCAGGCGUGAGCGUUCAUGCGACCUGUCUGUUACUGGGCUAUUGGAUGCUCGUCGCUAAUCAUCUCCCGGCUCGUCCGGCCAAGAAUGAGAGCAUGACCCUGACUUCCUUUUUGAAAUUUUCAGGACCUUUAUGCAUCGUGCAGCUGGCACAGCGGUCCAGUCGUCCGCUUAUUAAUCUAAGCGUGAGCCGCUUACCUGGCGGCACCACUAGCUUGGCUGUUCUCGGCAUCGUAUAUCCGGUGGCUCACUUUGGCUACGGGUGGAUCAACAACGCAAGAUCAUUGAUGCCUGCCUUUUGCACAGACCGCGAGGAUCUGCUGCGCCUGGCCCCUGUGGUGCGCCAAAUCUCGCGCUUUGUUGUGGGGUGUGGCGUCAUCUCGCUCGCUUUCCAGUUGGCCCUGCUCUACACACCACUCGUGGACGUGGUGGUGCAGCAGUGGAUCGGCGCCAGCCCCGAGCUGAGCGAGGCCGCUCGUUUACCCUUGCGAAUCUUUGCUUUCAAUACCAUCCCGGUUACGGCGCGUGCCAUUGCGCAUAGCUGGUGUACUGCCAUGAAGGAGACCAAGCUUAUUGCCUUCUCUGCGGCUUACCGUUUUGGUGCCGUGACGAUGGGACUGUUGGUUUACCCCUUUUGUUGGCCUGAUGCCCGCGGUGCCGUCAUUGGAAUUUUGGCGCUGAUCUCUGGCUUUUCCGCCGAAGCUGCUUACGUUUUGCAUCGAUGCUACACGAUUCGCCGCCAGUUCCUCCGUGCAGCCAGCCACCCUCCAGCUAAACUUUAG